Messenger RNA from Wyeomyia smithii (pitcher-plant mosquito), 1862 nucleotides. RefSeq names its product adenylate kinase isoenzyme 1 (gene Ak1). The coding region runs from base 715 to 1416 and encodes 233 amino acids. Gene Ontology annotation, molecular function: AMP kinase activity; ATP binding. Gene Ontology annotation, cellular component: cytoplasm; cytosol. The transcript has 7 exons. Lineage: Eukaryota; Metazoa; Arthropoda; Insecta; Diptera; Culicidae. Gene Ontology annotation, biological process: nucleoside triphosphate biosynthetic process. The record is from RefSeq and is a predicted model, not a curated record.
CCAUCGUCAGUCUUUGUAUUCUUCCGCGAGAAGCAUUGGCUUCUGUCGCUUACUCGUGGUCGCACUAACAUUUCUACUAGGAAUUUUCAUCCACUUGUCCACGAAAAGCAUUUAUCGAGAUUUCUACGAUGAAUAGAACGAAUAGUACUAUUUCGUUAUAGAGUAACACACGUAUUUUCUCGAACAAUUUUCAAUUUGUACGUUUAAUAAAAUUAUACACCUCCAACAACCAGUCCAGUGAGUUUGUUGAUGUCUACAAUUAGUGGCAGCUGCAGCUUUCCCACAAUAAACUGACAUGCUUGCGGAUAUUCUUAUUUCUUAUUAUUGAUGAAAAGUAAAGUACAACCUUUCAAGCGAAGCGGGUUCAAGGAUGUUUGAAGCUUUAAUUUUGUUACCCAAAGUACUGCACUGUAAAUCAAUAAUUCCAGCGUGAUUGAAAUGGUUCAUCCUUGGAUUUGAUGACAAGUGAAAGGAACGAACAAUUCGAAGGAGGUUCGCUAACCAAUAUUGAGACAGUGAGUGACCACCGCAACCGUUAGCGAGAGAACUGCUGUGCGAAUAACACACUGUCGCAAAAAUUGCUUUCAUCUGAGCAACCAGAAAAUCAACGGGCAUUUCUUAUUUAGUUUCGUCGGAAACAGCUGACCAGUUGAUCAUCAUCGAUUCUGCCUGGUGGAUUUUGUGCAGAAGGCUUUCCUUGUUAAAUUUACAAUCAUGUUAUUCAUGUGUCACCAGAUGGCGAUGGAGCAUGAAUCUAAGCUGAAAGAGCGGACAGCAUCCGGCUCCUCGUCAUCUGCACCGCAAACGCCCCACGAUAUGCGCGACGCGAACGUGCCAAUCAUCUGGGUCCUUGGCGGCCCCGGCUGUGGCAAAGGAACUCAGUGUGAGAAAAUUGUUGCCAAGUAUAAUUUUUCGCACUUCAGCACCGGUGAUCUGCUGCGCGAAGAGGUUGCAUCGGGUUCGGACAAGGGUAAGGAGCUGCAGGAGAUGAUGAAGAAGGGCAUUUUGGUACCGAAUGAAGUUGUCUUGAAGCUUCUGGAAGCCGCUAUGGUGAAGGCACUUUCUGGCACGGUUGGCUAUCUUAUUGAUGGCUAUCCACGAGAACCAGCCCAAGGACUGGAGUUUGAAAAAUUUAUUGCCCCCGUGGACAUCAUUCUGUACUUCGAGUGCUCGAAUGAAACCUUGGCAGCAAGAAUCAUGAAACGGGCAUCGGAAUCGGCAACCGUUCGUGCCGACGAUAAUGAAGAAUCUCUGAAGACCCGAAUUGCAACAUUCCGCGAGAACACCGAAAAGAUACUGGUCCAGUAUCCAACGCAGCUUCGAAGGAUUAAUGCAGAGCGCGGGCCGGAUGAAAUUUUCGCCGAUGUGGAAAAAUCCAUCGAUGAACUUCUGGUUAAGAAGAGCAAAAAAGCCUGAACGAAGCUAAACACUGAAGUAAAAUUGGGACGAGCUUAAAAUUCUCCUGCUCGAACCAUCAUAAAACACGGGUGCUGCUGUUGAAUUGACGCACGCAAUAAUGCGCUUUCGAGUUUAAGGAACAAAACCAGAAUAUAGUAUAAAUUUAACAGUUCAGAAAACACGUUUCAGCCAAUCAAUUAUAUACGCUUGCCAACGCUAUGAAAUCAUAGAUUUAACAACAAUAACUUUUUUAGCGUAGCACAAAUUUAACCAGAUGUAUGUGAUAACGUUGAAAUACAUUAAGUCUAAUUCCCGAUUGGCUCUAAAAUCUAUGUGUGAUUCUAUCUUUAAACGUGUAGAAAGUUAAAGGAACACCGAAGUUACCAAAGAUUUACUAUGUAUAUUUAUGUAGGCUUGUUAUCUUAAUAAACAUUUGAACAUCAAUUUGUUCUACGAUAACAAAA